AUGGACAUGGUCAAUAUUGACUUCUCAAACGGAUUGCGGAAACAUUUUUCUUUCUAAUUCAGUAAUUAGUGAACUCGGGGAAUAAACAUGGCGUCAAUGGUUAAGCAGUGUGAUUCCAUUGUGAGGAAAAUCCAAUGCAUACAGCAUCCUCUAAAGAUUGUAUCUCGUCGAUUGGGUCUGGGCGCAAAUAAUGAUCCAGAUUUGAGCAGAGAUUUUUUUGUCCAGCUAUGGGUUGCAGAUAGAAAGAACUCAAAGAAGCAUAAGGCUGGCGCAAAAUAUAGACCAAAAAGUCAUGGCGUCCUGAACCAUGGCGAAUCAGGAUCUUGUAGUCAUGUCUCUGUUCGGGGGUCAUCUGUAAGGCGUCUCUCAGGGGUUUAUGCAGAAGAGAAAUCUUCCUUCGAUGAUAUAAAACCCAAUCUGAGACAACCGCCGCCGAGCCAAUCUGUGGCGGAUGUUCUGCAACCUUCAUCACCUGAAGAGUCCAUGGUUGCUCAUCUUCUCGCUAGAUCCAACUUGCUGAUUACUAGAGACAUAGAAUGGGCGAAUCUUGUUCUUGGCUUUGAGCAAGAAAACAGAUAUGCUAUUGUAGAUGUGUGCUACCCAGAAUCGGUAUGUACAUACUUGCUGCAUCCAUCCCCAGAUUUUCUUCUCACCUUCCUUUUGCUCCUGCAGGUUUUAUCCGCGAAAAAAGUAGUGUCAUUGCAAGACAGAAAUACAAAAGAGGAAAAAUAUAGAGGAGUGCGAAAGGAAGCAAAAAGAGGAGCCCAAGGAGAAUAAAAAGAGGAAGAAGAAGAUUACCUGGUUUUAACAGAGAAAUUGCAGAAGCAAAGUGUGAGGUCGCCGGAAAAACUGCAAAAGAGUGGUGUGCAGCUAUGUUUGUGGCGUUGACGAGCAAGCAACUGCUGUUGCUGGAAAUCAUAGGUUGUGGAUGACAGAGAAAUCAUAUAUGGCAUCACUGGGAAGCUAGGCGGCUGGAAAUCGCAUCCGGGGAAGAUGGAAACCACAAACGAUUUUGGGGGUUUAAUUAUAUGAAGGUUGCUUCGCCUCAGACGCCCUUUUGUGGCUAAUAUAACUGAUGGUCUGGGUAAUGAGCUUUUUAGGGUACGAAGACCUUUUUGGUGGAUCACUAGCUCUAUUUAUGCUGAGAUCAAUGGAAAAGAAAUAGGUGUAGUCCACAGAAGAUGGCAUCUCUGGAGGAGAAUAUAUGACCUGUAUUUGGGGAAUGAUCAGUUUGCCGUGGUUGAGAAUCCUGGCUUUUGGAACUGGACUUUUACAUUAAAGGACAUUGAUGGGAAUGUGCUGGCUCAGAUAGAUCGUGACUGGAGAGGAUUUGGUUUUGAGGCAACUACAUGAAGGCCAAUAGAAAAGAACAUCAAAUGUUAUGAGGAAACAUUUGCGUUAGAAGUCUAAGAUUAUGUUUGGAUACAGAUUUUCACAGAUGCUGGCCAGUAUGUGAUCCAAUUCGGCAAAACUGAUUCCAGUAAUGCUUCAGUUGGAGGGAUUCAAGAGUUAGACGUUGUUCGUCCACUAACCCUCUCAGAGCGAGCAGUAGCUGUUGCGCUUGCUGUAUCACUAGAUAAUGAUUACUUCUCAAGACAUGGAGGCUGGGGGAUUCCGUUUGUCGAAGUGGGCGAAUAACCUGUCUGUGUUCUGACUUUGCUUGCAACCCAUCUCCUGAAGUAAAACAUUGCAGUGGGAAAAAACAUAGGUGUGUGUCCGAGAUACUUUUUGUACAGGGAUAGAAGCAAAUGAUAAAUUCUUCUUGGUUGGCAACUUUAUUAACUCCUGCAAAUGAGAAAUUCUUCUGAUUGAUUGCAUUGAUUAUUGACUAGUAUUACACCAGAAGUCAUCAUUGAUCUAAAUGUCAAACCUCAAUGUUGUCCACAUGAGGUGCAAAUUUGUGAAUUUAUGAUUGUUACCAGUAUCAUGCGCGGGGAGAAUUCCAUGAUGUUUAAUAUGCAUCAAAUCAUGUCUCGCCUCAAAUAAAUGUCACUCAACUUUGUUCAGUCUCGGUGGCAUCACACCUUGGGCCAUCCAUCUCGUCAAAUUUUUCAUUCCUUAUUACGUCAAACUAAUAAUGUAAUUCAUGCAAUUCUGUCAGUGAUUAUGUCGUGCUCUAUUAAUAAAAGCACUAAACUUCCAUUUUUCACCAAUUCAAUGAAUGUAGAUAAUCC
This is a messenger RNA of Cuscuta epithymum, 2174 nucleotides long. The record is from the annotation of a GenBank genome assembly. NCBI's taxonomy places the organism in Eukaryota, Viridiplantae, Streptophyta, Magnoliopsida, Solanales, Convolvulaceae.